AACCAAAGCUCCACCAGUUGGUUUUUCGUUAUCCCCAAAACCCCACGCCACCACAACCCAACCCAUUUCGGGUCUCAUAUCAGAUAAAGCGCCAAAACCCCCCACAAGACCCUCUCUUUCUCUCUUCUCUAAUCUCUUCUCUUUCCCUCUAUCUCUCAAAACACAGAGAUAAGCAAAAAUGGCUACAGAGUCAGUCAGAGUAGUCCACAGUUUCAGCUUCAAUGGGUCUCAGCCAAGGCCUACCAUCCCUCUCUCCCCAGCUCGCUUUCUGGGUCUUCGUCCUCCUCGUUCUUCUUCUUCUCUCACCUCGUCUUCACUUUCCCAGUUCUUUGGGAAUCUGCGUCUCACCUCCAACUCCUCAAAGACCUCUCAUUUGCGCCAACACAGCCGGAGAAACCUCUCUGUUUUCGCCAUGGCUGCCGAUGAUGGAAAGCGUGCAGUACCAUUGGUAGAUUAUCGGAAUAUUGGAAUUAUGGCUCACAUAGAUGCAGGGAAGACUACUACAACUGAACGGAUUUUGUACUAUACUGGAAGAAACUAUAAAAUUGGGGAGGUGCAUGAAGGAACAGCAACUAUGGACUGGAUGGAGCAGGAACAAGAAAGAGGCAUUACCAUAACUUCUGCAGCAACUACAACAUUUUGGGACAAACACAGAAUUAACAUUAUUGAUACUCCUGGCCAUGUGGACUUCACCCUCGAAGUGGAGCGAGCUCUCAGGGUACUUGAUGGCGCAAUAUGCUUGUUUGACAGUGUUGCUGGGGUGGAACCUCAGUCUGAAACUGUGUGGAGGCAAGCUGAUAAAUAUGGGGUGCCCAGGAUUUGCUUUGUCAACAAAAUGGAUCGUCUUGGGGCAAACUUUUUCCGCACAAGGGACAUGAUAGUGACAAAUUUGGGUGCCAAACCACUUGUACUUCAGAUUCCAGUUGGUGCCGAAGAUAAUUUUAAGGGAGUUAUUGAUCUUGUGAAGAUGAGAGCUAUACUUUGGUCAGGAGAAGAAUUGGGUGCAAAGUUUUCGUAUGAGGAUAUUCCAUCUGAUCUUCAGGAGUUGGCUGACGAAUACAGGUCACUGAUGAUAGAAACCAUAGUUGAGUUGGAUGAUGAAGCUAUGGAGGGCUAUCUAGAAGGAGUUGAACCUGAUGAGGCCACCAUUAAGAAAUUGAUUAGGCAGGGAACCAUCUCAGCUAGUUUUGUGCCAGUAUUAUGUGGCUCAGCUUUUAAAAAUAAGGGGGUUCAACCAUUGCUUGAUGCUGUCGUGGAUUAUUUACCUUCACCGCUUGAUGUGCCACCAAUGCAGGGAACUGAUGCAGAUAACCCAGAAAUCACAAUUGAGAGGGCUGCAAGUGAUGAUGAACCAUUUGCUGGGCUGGCAUUCAAGAUCAUGAGUGAUCCAUUUGUGGGAUCCCUUACAUUUGUGAGAAUCUAUGCAGGAAAGCUAACUGCUGGAUCAUACGUGCUGAAUGCAAACAAGGGGAAAAAGGAGAGGAUCGGUAGACUUCUAGAAAUGCAUGCAAACAGUAGGGAGGAUGUUAAGGUUGCUUUAGCUGGUGAUAUUGUUGCUCUUGCAGGUCUAAAAGAUACUGUUACUGGUGAAACAUUGAGUGACCCUGAGCAUCCUAUUGUGCUUGAACGUAUGGAAUUCCCUGAUCCUGUGAUUAAGGUGGCAAUUGAACCCAAAACUAAAGCCGAUGUUGAUAAGAUGGGAGCUGGUUUGGUUAAACUUGCUCAGGAAGACCCUUCGUUCCACUUCUCAAGGGAUGAAGAGGUCAAUCAGACAGUGAUCGAAGGAAUGGGUGAAUUGCAUCUUGAGAUUAUUGUUGAUCGCCUCAAGAGGGAAUUCAAGGUCGAGGCAAAUGUUGGAGCACCCCAGGUAAACUACCGCGAAAGCAUUUCUAAAGUCGCAGAAGUAAAGUAUGUGCACAAGAAACAAUCUGGCGGACAAGGUCAAUUCGCAGAUAUCACAAUCCGAUUUGAACCCAUGGAGCCUGGUAAUGGAUACGAAUUCAAGAGUGAAAUCAAGGGAGGUGCAGUGCCAAGAGAGUACAUUCCUGGGGUGAUGAAAGGACUAGAGGAGUGUAUGAGUAACGGUGUGCUUGCCGGCUUUCCUGUCGUCGACGUGCGUGCUGUACUAGUUGAUGGUUCUUACCACGAUGUUGACUCGAGUGUUUUGGCAUUCCAGUUGGCAGCUAGAGGAGCUUUCCGAGAGGGUAUGAAGAGAGCCGGCCCAAAAAUGCUUGAGCCUAUUAUGAAAGUUGAAGUAGUUACACCUGAAGAGCAUUUGGGAGAUGUAAUUGGUGACCUUAACUCCAGGAGAGGUCAAAUCAACAGCUUUAGUGACAAACCUGGUGGUCUCAAGGUGGUUGAUUCUUUGGUUCCUCUUGCGGAGAUGUUCCAAUAUGUUAGUACACUCAGGGGCAUGACAAAAGGUCGUGCAUCCUACACGAUGCAAUUAGCUAGGUUUGAUGUUGUUCCUCAGCACAUUCAGAACCAACUUGCCGCUAAGGAGGAAGAAGUUGCUGCUUGAUUUUGUUUCCGUGUACAAUAGCUAUUCUUAUCCUGUAUUCAGGGUCCAAAAAAAUGAGGGUUUUCUUGUC
Molecule: messenger RNA, 2591 nt
Organism: Rosa rugosa (rugosa rose)
Lineage: Eukaryota; Viridiplantae; Streptophyta; Magnoliopsida; Rosales; Rosaceae
Product: elongation factor G-1, chloroplastic
Exons: 4
Coding region: 179-2521 (780 amino acids)
Biological process (GO): ribosome disassembly; translational elongation; mitochondrial translation
Cellular component (GO): chloroplast; mitochondrion
Molecular function (GO): translation elongation factor activity; GTPase activity; GTP binding
Source: RefSeq, a predicted model, not a curated record